AUGACCGACCCCCUCUCCAUCGCAGGCACCGCCAUCGGCGUAAUAUCCUUCGGCCUGCAAGUCCGCCAGGAAAUCACAACAUAUUGUCGAGCAUGGCGGGGCACAUAUCAAGAGAUUCAAGAUGUGGCGAACAAGGCCGACGGACUGGAAGCGCCGCUGCAGACGCUCCGAGAAAUAAUCAAGGACAUGAAGGUGACCGACCCGGAUAUCGCGAACGAUCUCCGCGAGAAACUCGGCACUCUCCGCGAAGGCAUCCAGCGCGUGCAUGCGUCCAUUGAGAAGUGGAAGCCGGAUAGAGAUCCGGAUGGGUUCGCGGACAAGAUUCGUGCGCAAGCGAAGAGAGCAGUUUAUCCGUUUCGAAAGGAUGUGUUGCGCGAUUUGGCGAGGGAGUUGGAUGGGAUUCAGGUUGGUUUGCAUACUACUUUGCAUGUAUUUUCGGCACAGAAUACGCGUCUGAUUCCAUCGUUGAUGGUGAUGCAGACCAAAUUACUCCGUGAGGUCCAGGAAAUGCAUCUGGAACUACAGCACACUUCCAAGGCGUCACCUCCGCCGCCAGAGUUACUCCAAUCCUGGUGCAAACAAUCGGAGAUUGUCGUCCCUGGCCAUCAAUCACAGCAGACCAAGAAGUACAGCUAUCACAGUCGUCUCUUGGGUCUUACCAUCGCGGCGUCUUUCUCGCUGACGAGAGGUGCCGGGGGUUUCUCCAUUGCUCCCACUCUGACCUUCCAGGUGCCCAUGUCCCCAAACAGUCCCGGGUUUCGGACGCUCUAUUUAUAUGGCUUUAUGGGAAAGUCUCAGCCUCCGGCCCAGUUCGUGGACAAUACAAUCGAGCUGCUGAAGUAUCUCUUCGUGGAGCGGGUAGUAUCGCCUUCAGAUAUGACCGUGAACGGAGGGUCUCUCCUGGACGCGGCUUGUUUCGCCUUUUAUUCCUGUUCCAGUUGGCACGCCAAUGCUUAUGCUGAGUUCUCGCGGUUGUUCAUGUUCUUGCUCAAUAACGGGGCCUUGCCGGACACAUCGCACACCCGAGCCAGAACCGGCUUGGACAGCUUUGUCGGGGCUGGUGCGCUCGGCGAGGAGGAGUUUCAGUUGCUUUCGCUUUUGAUCCAGCGUGGCGGGUUUUUGACAAUUGAGGCAGUCUUUGGAUCCUCGUUGAGUAAAGCCAAUGUGCGCCGCGUACUCUCUGAGAAUGAGGAAGCGGUCGCCAUUCCUGACAUUGCGAAAUUUAUCAUUGAAGAGUCCGCCGAAGACUUACGGAAUGUGCUCCGAUCAGGCGAAGCGUCGGCCAACGAUUGUAUCGGGAGCACAACGCCAGUUCGGCUCGCUGUCGGCUGGAGUAAAGGCUUACAAAUCCUUGUGGAAGCAGGAGCUGAUCUGAACAUGAAGCUCAACGAUUUGUCCCCACUGGGGAUAGCAAUUCGUGGAGGCCACUACCAGUCGGCCAAGGUACUGCUUCAAGCGGGCUGCUCAUUAAGUCUGGACGACAUAUGCCGAAAUGAAUCAGUCGAUGACCCGGACGACAUGAGCUCGCUUCUUAUCUCUGAACUCGCAUCCCGGCGCAAAAGAUUGCUGAAACUCGCACAAGCCCACAUGUCUCCAGAACAGCUUCUCCAAAUUGGCGUGGGAAAUGAUUCUUCGGUUCCCGACGCCAGCGCAUCACGCAUGUACGCCGCGCUGGUUGCCCAAGGCGCACGCGUUGAUCCAUCCCUCAAAGUCUCCGGGCCUCCAUGCUCGGUAUAUCAUAGCAUCUAUAUGCGGACCCGCACCCUGGAUCUUCUGUACAAAGCGGGCUUCGACAAUGUUGAAUUGUGCGACUCUUUGGGUCGAACACCCCUGAUGAUCAUCGAUAAACGUACCGCAUUCGCACAGAGAAGAGCCAGAUGGCUUAUUCGCAAAGGUGCGGACCCCAAUCGGAUAGCCCCUGGGACCAGUGCGACAGUCUUCCACCUCCUGGGUACCUGCUUACCCAGCACAUUGUAUCCGGAAGUCCUGCAACCGUUUAUUUUGAAUUUUCAAACUUAUGAUUCUGAAAGGAAACACGAGAAUCCUCUUCAAUUCUUUGACUUCAUCUUCCAAGCGCCGAAUCGAGACAAAUGUGUCUGCGCUUGCUCGCCAGGCGGAUGUACGCCUUUCUCCGUGGCGGUACGCCGGCUCCUUCAGAAUCCACCCCGAUACUACCAGAGGGGUGGUGCCAAUCGAUUUCCGGAUCACCUUGACUUCUUCAUCAGCCGGACUGACCGCAGUGAGGAGGUCGAUCGGGCUGUCAUCCGGCUCAUGACGUUUGACGCACUUGACCUGAAACAUACCUGUUGUCGCAGAAGCGAUAGCAUGACGAGGGAUGACACAAUUGUGUAUCUGGAGGAGGUCGAAGUGGACGAGAUUCGCGACGAAGAGCAACUGUUGCUAGAGGAUUUUGAACGCCUCUGUACUGAACUCACGGCCGAGCACGUGGAGCUCUGCCUUCCCAUCAUGGAAUUUUUGCAGGUCCCCUGGCAUAAACGCAUCCUGGAAUAUCUAUCCCACCUGGACCCCUACGACGAGGAGCAUGUGCGAGAAACUCGAGGCAUUGGGUUGAAUAUCGAGAUAGGAGAACGCGUGCCGGAUCGAGUGUCUCUCCUUGUGGGCUCGAUAGGAUGA
Aspergillus tanneri is the source of this 2634-nucleotide messenger RNA. RefSeq lists its product as uncharacterized. Lineage: Eukaryota; Fungi; Ascomycota; Eurotiomycetes; Eurotiales; Aspergillaceae. The record is from RefSeq and is a predicted model, not a curated record. Gene Ontology annotation, molecular function: protein binding. The coding region runs from base 1 to 2634 and encodes 877 amino acids. The transcript is spliced from 5 exons.